This is a messenger RNA of Drosophila mojavensis, 1019 nucleotides long. RefSeq lists its product as uncharacterized. NCBI's taxonomy places the organism in Eukaryota, Metazoa, Arthropoda, Insecta, Diptera, Drosophilidae. The transcript is spliced from 3 exons. Bases 393 to 719 code for a protein of 108 amino acids. The record is from RefSeq and is a predicted model, not a curated record.
GUGUUUGUCUGCGUGUUUGAUUAUGUUUUUAUUUCACUUCCAACUUUGUAUUGCCUGCUCGCUCGCACUCGGUUGCACUCUCACUUGUUUAGCGUUUCGUGCUCUGGCACGUUUCACUGUACCCCGCCAAUUUAUCAUUUUUUUUUUCUUUGAUUUUUUUCAUAUUUAAGCCGCGACGAGCGCCACUUGCCCAUGCAAUUCCAUUUCUACUACAGACGCUGCUGGAGCGCUGCAAGAAACAAUAAAACGGCGAAAAAACUGCGCGUUGUUUACACAAUUAAAAAGAGUUAAAAAAUAAAAAGCAAAAAACACACAUUUCCAGAAAAAACUAACAACUAUAAUAAUAAUCAAAACAAAAUCUGGCAACAAGGUGUUAAGCUCAGCGUGCCAAAAUGCAUUUGCCCCGAGGCGCAUUAAGUUUGCUGUUUAUCACUUGCAUGAUGUUUGCCCUGACAAGCGGCCAUCCAUCAAACGAGAAGCUUAAGAUACGCAUCCAUGUGCCAGUGAAGCAUCAUACGCAUGUGCACACGAACACGGUGAUAAAGAAGGUGCCGUUGCCCAUCCCGGUGCCGGUCAAGGAGCACAAGGAGCCAAAGAAGCAUCAUCGCAGCAGUCAUAGCCAUCAUCAUUAUCAUCAGCAGGAUGAGCUCGAUGAUGAUUUCGAGGGUUACGAUUAUCCCGUCAAGGCCAAGCGGCGCACGCGGCAUCCUUUUGUCUAAUAAUGUCCACGUGUGGGCGUCACGCAUUGUGGGCGUGUCAUCAACAUGAGAACCAAACGACCACUCACACACACACACUCCUACACACUCACACACACAUACGUAAUUUUCGCAUAUUAAGCAAAUAUAAACCAAAAUAAUGAUCGAAUGAAAUGGACAAGUCUUACUAAAGCAAAGAUAUAUAGACAGAUAUAUAUGUAUAUAUUUAACUGGGUGUGAUUUGUCACUGUUUAGACAAUAAGCGAUGCCUUUUCUGUGCAAUAAACAAAUAAAUAAAAGUAUUUUAUUUAAGCAACACUU